Molecule: messenger RNA, 1070 nt
Organism: Colletotrichum phormii
Lineage: Eukaryota; Fungi; Ascomycota; Sordariomycetes; Glomerellales; Glomerellaceae
Exons: 2
Coding region: 1-921 (306 amino acids)
Molecular function (GO): oxidoreductase activity
Source: RefSeq, a predicted model, not a curated record
AUGGCAGCAGCAGAGGUUCAAAACGUCCUGAUUUCCGCAGCACUGGAUUUUCCUCAGCAUACCCAACGCCACAGCGCAAAAGGUCUGGAUGAGUCGGAUAAGAGACACAAAGGAGUGCAAGCAAUUCUAAAUUACCACAAAGACAACGAGGAUGGAUCACCUACCCAUCCUAUAUACGUCGACAGGCCGGAGACGUACGAUCGACCAUUCCAAGCUCAUUCUGUUACCAUAAGCGAUCUCACAGGUAACGAAGAGCGGUUUUCGUUGGACAGAAAUGGGUUUCAAAUUUAUCGCAGCCAGUCGACCGAGAAGCAAUUUCAAGAUGACGAUCAGAUUAAGUCGUCUUACUAUGCGGAAGUUGAGGAGCUUUUGAAGAAUGUGACGGGUGCCAGCCGUGUUUUUAUCUUCGACCAUACUAUUCGCCGCCAGCCGCCCGGGUUAGCAACGCAAGGACAAGCGGCUCGCGGACCAGUGCAACGAGUUCACAUUGAUCAAUCUUACAAGGCUGCUCUUUCCCGAGUUCCCCAUCACCUCCCGGAGGAUGCCGACCAGUUGCUCAAGGGUCGAGUGCAGAUCAUCAACGUCUGGAGGCCCAUAAAAACGGUACAAAGAGACCCACUCGCCGUUGCGGAAGCCGGGUCUGUUUCCGAGUCGGACCUGGUCGUGACUGAAUUGAUUUAUCCUAAUCGCCGAGGAGAGACAUAUGCAGUGAGGCACAACAGCACCCACAAGUGGUACUACAAGGAUGGUCUGACACCGGACGAAGUGAUUCUCAUCAAGUGCUUCGACAGCAAGACGGAUGGAAGAGCUAGGAGAGUGCCACACACAGCUUUCGUUGAUCCAACGGCAAGCCCAGAUGCACCACCAAGAGAAAGCAUAGAGGUUCGAGCUCUUGUUUUCCACCCGGAAGACCAAGACUAGGUCAUGGAUCCUUUUGUAUUUCCUUUCUUCGGCUGCGGUGUAUACGCAAGGUGCCACCGGAUUCUUGAACUCGAGCAAGCUUCACGUCAGUAGCGGUAUCAUGACGCGUAGCAAAGCCGUCAUUAUUUUAGCAAAAUCGGAAUUCAAAC